AUGGACUUUUUCACUGAAUAUGGGGAUGCAAAGAGGUAUAAGAUUCUUGGAAUUAUUGGGAAGGGAAGCUAUGGAGUUGUUUGUGUAGCACUUGACACGCAGACUAGGGAGAAAGUGGCAAUAAAGAAAAUACAAGAUGUAUUUGAGCACGCAUCUAAUGUUAUAAGGAUUUUACGAGAAGUCAAGCUGCUCAGACUUCUUAGACAUCAUGAUAUGGUAGAAGUUAAGCGAACAAUGUUGCCACCAUCAAAGAGGGAAUUCAAAGACAUAUUUGUUGUUUUUGAGCUCAUGGAAUCUGAUCUUUCACCAAGUCAUAAAAGCUAA
This is a messenger RNA of Gossypium raimondii (Peruvian cotton), 324 nucleotides long. Its product is annotated as mitogen-activated protein kinase 19-like. NCBI's taxonomy places the organism in Eukaryota, Viridiplantae, Streptophyta, Magnoliopsida, Malvales, Malvaceae. Gene Ontology annotation, cellular component: cytoplasm; nucleus. The transcript has a single exon. Gene Ontology annotation, biological process: intracellular signal transduction; protein phosphorylation. Gene Ontology annotation, molecular function: ATP binding; MAP kinase activity. Bases 1 to 324 code for a protein of 107 amino acids. The record is from RefSeq and is a predicted model, not a curated record.